GCUUCGAACAGUCGUACAGACUGAGCUCAGGGAGAAUGUCAGAUGAUCAGAAGCACAGACAAUUCAGGCAGAAGCAGGCCGGUCCCAAGGCGGAUCGCAAGAAUGCCGCAAACAAGAAGUUGGGAUCAACAGGUCAGAAUGUGAAGGCCUAUGCGCCGAACAGCGCUCGUCGUGCGGAGAGGCAGGCGAGGAGAUCUGCGGAUGUUGGGCAGAAGAAGUUGCAUGUUCCUAUGGUUGACAGAACACCGGAUGAGGCGCCGCCGGUCAUUGUUGCUGUUGUUGGCCCGCCUGGUACUGGAAAGACUACAUUGAUCAAGUCGCUCGUCAAGCGAUUCUCGAAACACUCUUUGUCCGACAUCAAGGGUCCCGUUACUGUUGUCUCCGGAAAAACCAGAAGAUUGACCUUCAUUGAAUGCGCCAACGACAUCAACUCCAUGAUCGACAUCGCCAAGGUCGCCGACCUUAUCCUCCUCCUCAUCGACGGUAACUUUGGUUUCGAAAUGGAGACGAUGGAGUUUCUCAAUAUCCUUGCGCCACACGGUAUGCCCAAGAUCAUGGGUAUCCUUACCCACUUGGACUUGUUCAAGAAGCCCGCCACUCUCAGAGCCCAGAAGAAGCGCUUAAAGCAGCGUUUCUGGACUGAAAUCUACAAUGGAGCGAAGUUGUUCUACCUUUCUGGUGUUAUCAACGGACGGUACCCCGAUCGAGAAGUUCUUAACUUGGCACGAUUCAUUUCCGUUAUGAAGUUCCGACCAUUACAAUGGAGAAAUCAGCAUCCUUACCUCCUUGCGGAUCGUUUGGAGGACCUCACUCCGCCCGAGCAGGUUCACGAGAACCCAGGAUGCGACCGCACCAUCACCCUUUACGGCUACCUUCGUGGAACCAAUCUCCCGGCUUCCGGUGCCCGUGUGCACAUUCCCGGUGUCGCUGAUCUCACGUGUGCCGAAGUCUCCAUUCUCGACGAUCCCUGCCCAGCACCCGGCGCAGCAAAGAAGCGAAGGUCACUGUCUGAGAAAGCCAAGCUCAUCUACGCGCCCAUGUCCGACGUCAACGGUGUCAUGUUCGAUAAGGACGCAGUCUACAUCAAUGUUCCCGGCAACUUUACCCGAAAGGAGAAUGAGGGAGAGUAUGAUGGGUUUGGGGAGCGGAUGAUCAUGAAUUUGCAGGACAUGAAGAAUAAGUUGGGAGAGGCUGGGGAGCAGGGGUUGAGGUUGUUUAGUGGAGGUGAUGCGUUGAAGGAGGUUAAGGAUGAUGGGCCGGCGGAUACGGGUCGUAAGGGUCGUCGUGUGCCGACAGCGUUUGCGAAUGGUGCUGCUGCUACUGCUGCUGAUGACGAUGACGAGCUCGAGGGUCUCGAUGAUGGAGAGGACGAGGAGGAGGAUGACUUUGAUGAGGAUGUUGAUGGUGAGGCGCGGAUUGGUCAGGACGAUGAGGAUCAGGAAGAGGAGGACGUUGCGUUCGCUGAGUCUGAUUCUGAUAUGGGUGAUUACUCUGAUGACGAGGAUAUUCAUGGUGCGCUGCGGUGGAAGUCUAAUAUGCGCGAGAACGCUGAGAAGAUGUUCCAUGCUAAGCGUCGUGUCGAUCUGAAUAGGUUGAUUUACGGUGAUGAUGCUCUCACUUCCGACGUCGUUAUCCGCGAGUGGCGAAAGUCGAAGGGCCUCUUGAACGAGGAAGAUAUCGAAGAGGAGGAUAUCGAGCAGGCGGAUGAGGAGGAGGACUUCUUCAAGCCUGUCGGUAAGGACGAGAAGUCUAAGAAGGAGGAAGAGUGGGUUGACAGGACUAAGGCGGACGUGAACUUGGAUGAUCUCGAUGAGUGGGAUGAUGAGCAGACUCUUGAAAGUAUCCGGAAUAGAUUCAUCACUGGCAGCUUGGCUGACCAGAAGAAGGACGGUGCUGAGACUGAUGGUGAGACUACGGCGGUCGAGGAUGAGGAUGCUGAUGAGGUAUAUGGUGAUUUCGAGGAUAUGGAGACUGGUGAGGUCUUUACUGGUGAAGGCAAGGAGUCAUCUUUGGGUGACGACAAGGUUGAAGAGGGAGAAGAGAAGACUGAGGAGAUGGAUCUCGAUGCUGAACGUGCAGCUAAUGCACGGAAGAAGGAAGAGCUUCGCUUGAGGUUCGAGGAGGAAGACCGUGGUGACAAGGAAAGCAAGGAGGACUACGACUGGCAUGAGGAGCAGAAGGCCAAGAUUGCUAAGCAGCUUGAGAUUAACAAUGCUGCGCUUGGUGAUCUUGACCCUGUCUCGCGUGCCAAGAUUGAGGGUUACCGUGCUGGUCAGUACGUUCGUCUCCUCUUCCACAAUGUCCCUGCGGAGUUUGUUCAGCACUUUGACCCCAAGUACCCCGUCGUUGUGGGUGGUCUCUUGACUACCGAGGAGAAGUUCGGUUUCUUGCAGGUGCGUAUCAAGAAGCAUAGAUGGCACAGAAAGAUUUUGAAGACGAAUGACCCGUUGGUGUUCUCUCUUGGUUGGAGACGUUUCCAGUCUAUCCCCAUUUACUCCAUCUCCGAUUCACGGACGAGAAAUCGUAUGCUCAAGUAUACGCCUGAGCAUAUGCAUUGUUUCGCUACUUUCUAUGGGCCGAUGACUGCUCCUAAUACGGGCUUCUGUGCGGUUCAGACUGUUGCGAAUAAGCUCGCGACCGGUGCCUUCCGUAUCGCGGCGACGGGUGUCGUCUUGGAUUUGGAUCAGAGUACUGAGAUUGUUAAGAAGUUGAAGUUGACUGGUGAGCCUACCAAGGUCUACAAGAACACUGCGUUCAUCAAGAACAUGUUCAACUCUGCUCUUGAGGUCGCCAAGUUUGAGGGUGCGAACAUCCGCACUGUUUCUGGUAUCCGUGGUCAGAUCAAGAAGGCACUUGGUAAGCCUGAGGGUCAAUUCCGUGCUACUUUCGAGGAUAAGAUCUUGAUGAAGGAUAUUGUCUUCUUGAGAGCAUGGUACCCUGUCAAGCCUCGCAAGUUCUACAACCCUGUCACUUCCCUCUUGUUGCAGGACAAGACUGCGUGGGAGGGUAUGAGGUUGACUGGUGCAGUGAGAAGGGAAAUGGCCGUCGCUACCCCACUUCCUGCCAACUCCCAGUACCGUCCUGUCGAGCGGAAGACUCGCAAGUUCAACCCUCUUAAGGUCCCUCGUGCUUUGCAGGCUGCUUUGCCAUACGCAUCUAAGCCUCGUAUCAUGAACGCGCAGAAGAAGCCGACGUAUAUGCAGAAGCGUGCCGUCAUCGUCACCGACUCUGCUGAACGUAAGGCUAGGGACUUGAUGCAGAAGGUGCACACCCUCAACGCGGACAAAACCCGCAAGAGGAAGGAGAAGCAGGAGGAGCGCAGGGGGGUCUACAGGAAGAAGGUCGAGGAGGGUUUGGUGAAGAAGGUUGCAAGGGAAAAGAAGGAGACGAAGCAGUACUUUGAGAAGCAGAGGAAGAGGGGUAUCCACAGCGAAGGUGGAGGUGGCAAGAGGCAGAGGACUGACUAAAACUACACAUUCACUUCGGC
This is a messenger RNA of Saitoella complicata NRRL Y-17804, 3487 nucleotides long. RefSeq names its product DUF663-domain-containing protein. Gene Ontology annotation, molecular function: ATP binding; GTP binding; U3 snoRNA binding. The record is from RefSeq and is a predicted model, not a curated record. Bases 36 to 3467 code for a protein of 1143 amino acids. Gene Ontology annotation, biological process: endonucleolytic cleavage of tricistronic rRNA transcript (SSU-rRNA, 5.8S rRNA, LSU-rRNA); ribosome biogenesis; maturation of SSU-rRNA from tricistronic rRNA transcript (SSU-rRNA, 5.8S rRNA, LSU-rRNA). Gene Ontology annotation, cellular component: 90S preribosome; nucleus. The transcript is spliced from 2 exons. Lineage: Eukaryota; Fungi; Ascomycota; Saitoellomycetes; Saitoellales; Saitoellaceae.